GGGGCAAGAACAUCAACAAGACGCAGGCCAGAAAAUGGAGUCAAAGAUAGGUCAACCUUCGUAUUUUCGUAGUGGUGGAACUUGUAGGUAGGCAUCCCAAAAUGAACUUGUUUCAUAUGGCCUUGAAUGCAAUUUGUUUGAAAGAACUGUGUGACUAAAUGCAAUUCAUUUGUGUUCAGUACUAGGCCAACAAUUCAUCUUCCUCUGAAAAUGUGCUGUUGCACCGGGCAUUUUUUUUGUCUGGCAGCUGCAAAGGUCUUGACUCUAAUGUUUGCAAACUUGCAAUAUUUGAAUAACAUGAACAAAGGUGAAGUUGUGGUGGAGCACGAGGCAUGGUGUAUGUGACGUAGUAUGUUAACCGCUUGUGUGCCAUUUGCUGUAGUCUGUUGAAAAAUAAAGACUACUUUAUUUGACAAACAAUAAUGGAACAAUAUGGGUUUCCGUACCAUGACUCCUAUGAACGUCCUUUAAUUACUAGAAGGAUUUGCAGGUAUGGUUUUGGUUUGAGAACUGGGCCGGGUUUCUCUAACACAGCCCAUCUAUUCUGGAGAACUUUGUUCAGUCUUCGAAUAACCUAACGCAGCAGGCGUGUCUUGAUCUGCUGCAAUGAUGUUUACAUCCGGUUGUAGCGCACAAAAGUUGUAUUGGUCAACUUGUGCGACUAAAGAGUAAUGGGUUUCUGUUAAGAGCAGUUAUCGAUUUAGCUUUUAACGUUAAUUGGAAAUCGUUAUAACUAAACUUUUGAAAUGUCGUUGCUAUGGACUUCACUGCCUCCAGUUGCUAGCUAGCUAACGCCUAACUAACAAGUUCGGUUAAAGGGUUCGAAUCCCGGUCACACCACACCCACAUUGAGAAGAGCAUGAGCUUGCCUUGCAGUUUUGACGUUUGUUUGUUUGCUGAUGUCCCAUUGCUGAGUCUCAAAUCGACAGUGAAUGUGAUGGCUACAUGACAUAUGUUUUACAGGCAAUUCAUGAACGGUUCAUGCAGAUUCGGUUCGAGCUGUCAUUAUCUACACGAGUGGCCAUCAGUGUUGCCGCCGACAUCCCAAAUAUGCAGGUACUUCCAGAAAGGUGGAUGCUGGUUUGGAGAUGGCUGCAGGUGAGACACAAAAUUCAUAAUGGCCUGACUCUUACUAUUCAGGCUACCUUAUAAACCUUUACACUACAUACUUUCUGAGUCAUGGAAUUCGCUUUUGCCUAUUCUCCAGAUAUCUCCACAUCACUGAUGCUGAGGCAGCCAAUGCGGGGUUGAGUAGGAGGGGUUCAGCACCUGUGGUUCACACCCCGUGGGUUGGCCAUGCUCUACCAGAACGUAGAGGAUCAGAGCCCUCUCUACUGCAGGCACAGGGCUUCUACAGCCAAGGACGCAGGGGCUCAGAGUCCAUGCAUACCUAUUUAGCACACCUGCAGCACAACUUUGGCCGUCAGAACACAGAUAUCACAGAAGAGGAUGUAGCCGAAGGUUCAUCGCAGACUUCACCUCAACGACAGGGUAUGACCUCAAUUGGUCCCCUUAGCUAGGUUUUACCCUGGUAUUGGGGUAUACUGUUGGCCUGGUUCCUGAUCUGUUUGUGCAGUCAAAUGUUUGGCAUUAUAAUGACCAUAGGGGUUAGCAAGGUUGCACAAAUGGAUCUGGGACCAGGAUGGUGUAUUGUAGUACUGUACAGAGGAAUUUGACUAUAUAUAUACAUGUAGUAGUACUUGGUUGUAACAAUGUCCCUUUUUUGGCAGCGGAGUCAUCACACGCUAAUGUCACAGAUCCCCAAGCAUCUGUCCAACAGUGUCCCGAGACAUCGGCCCAAACUACAGUUCCAUCCAGCACACUGUCAGCUCAAGCAGGCGAAUGGAGGCCUCUAGUCAAUCAGCAGGUUUGUCAUUGUUAUGGAAAUAAGGUUAUUUUGGGGUUACUUUCUCUGCUACCUCAUGGAAAAUGUUUAUGCAAUCUCAAAGUCAAGACUCAAGAUGUAGAGUAUACUCUGAUGGCACAUGGAAAUAUUUCGUUUUUGUUCUUUGUGUAAUGGAUUCAAGAUUGUCGUAGAUGCUUGCGCCACAGCUUGAAAUGUCUCCACCGCUGCGGAAUUUGAUAAUUUUUGGUGGCACAGCUGGUUAAUACAUUGUCAAGCAGGGCGGCCAUGUGUGUUGGCGAGGCAGAGGGCGCAAGAUCAACUACUGGUUAGGAUGUUGAGCGCGGAUGCAAUACUGCUAAGCAGCACAAUGAAGCCUGUUCCAUUUGUACUUAGCAGGAGCCUUCCUCCCAGGAGGUAGCAGCAGAGCGUGGUGCCUCCUCUGCAACUGCUGCCUUCCAGACGGAACAGGAGCAUACGGACUACUUCAACCAAAGUAAAGAUGUGACCUGUGGCAUCUGCAUGGAGACAGUGUACGAGAAGACCCGUGCUGAGGAGAGGCGCUUUGGCAUCCUGCCCAACUGCAGCCAUCCUUUCUGCCUGAGCUGCAUCGUCACCUGGAGGAAAACCAAAAACUUCCAGGAAGAAGUUAUAAAGUAAGAGGGCCGGGCAGCAUAGUUUAUGGCUAUAUUUUUUUGUUUUACGAAGCGGGUCCUGUUUUUGUAUGUUGUUUUUUUUACUUGCCUGGAAGGGCUAACUUUCUGUAUCUACUCUUUGCCAAAGGGGCUGCCCACAGUGCAGAGUGAAGUCUGCGUUUUACGUCCCUAACAAGUACUGGGUGGAAGGACAACCAAAGGAAAUCCUUAUCCGUAACUUCAAAGAGAAAUGCAGGUUAGCUUUUAUCAUUCUGGCUAGAAUUAUGUCUUUCUGGGAUCUUGGCUUUAAAGGAAUGUGACUCUUCCUGAUUAAUCAAGAACUCCUGCUUUUCCGACAUGUCCUCCAUUCUGGUUAUUGAAACGUGCCUGUCCCCUAGUCAUAAUUAUGAUUUUCUGUUGUCCUGAUCACAUCCCUAUUCUUCCAGUAAAAGAAGAUGUAGUUUCUUCAUGCGUCAUGGAUGCUGUCCCUUCAAGACUGAGUGUCUCUAUUGGCAUGACCUGCCUCAUGGCUACAGACCACCUCGCCGACGCAGAUCAGAUCAUUCUGUAAAUAUUUGACAGAUUACUUUAGCUUCACACACACAGUUCAACAUAGAUAAAUAUAAACUGAAACAGACAUUUUAGAUUUUGUGACCACUCAAUGCAUUUCUAAAUUGCAAAAGCUUUUUUUGUUUUGUUGCUCUUAUCUAAUAGCACCAUGCGAUGAGUCUGGAUGAUUUGGGCAGCCUACAACUUCUUGACUAUGUCAUUGCGAUGACUCUACUGGAUGACUUGCUGGAUGAUGAUGAUGACGACGAUGAUGAGUUCCCUCUGUACCUGAGUGAAUAUGACGAUUAUGGUCUAUUCUGA
Molecule: messenger RNA, 3348 nt
Organism: Coregonus sp. 'balchen'
Lineage: Eukaryota; Metazoa; Chordata; Actinopteri; Salmoniformes; Salmonidae
Source: the annotation of a GenBank genome assembly